Messenger RNA from Brassica rapa (field mustard), 783 nucleotides. RefSeq names its product replication protein A 70 kDa DNA-binding subunit-like. Lineage: Eukaryota; Viridiplantae; Streptophyta; Magnoliopsida; Brassicales; Brassicaceae. The record is from RefSeq and is a predicted model, not a curated record.
AUGUCAACUAAUAAGAGUGUUUCUUUGCUUAAGGCCAUCAAGCCAUACAAACAAGGGUGGCACAUUCAAGUUAAGUUGGUUCAUUCGUGGAGACAGAAAACCAUAUAUGGAGGAGAUAGUCUUGAGUUGAUCUUCGCUGAUGAGACUGGUGAUAAAAUCCACUAUACGUGCAAGAGAACUUACAUUCAACGUACGCAACGUGACCUGGGUCUUGGUGAAUGGCAUAUGAUAGAUGUAUUUUCGUUGUCUAAUGCAACGGGACAGUAUCGUACAACGAACCAUACAUACAAGAUGUCCAUCAUUGAGGACACGAAAAUAUCAAAAAGUUCCCUUGUGUGUGAUGAUAAGUUCUUCAGUUUUGCCGGUUUUGAAGAGAUUGGAAAUGGAACCCUCAAAACUCAUUUUCUAAUUGAUGUCAUUGGUCAAGUGACCAGUCUUCGUGACAUUCAAACUGUCCAAGUUUCUGGCAAGGAUAAGAAGAAAGUUGAAUUCCGCUUACUGGACAGCAGUGGUCAAAGCAUUGCCUGUUGUUUGUGGGGAAAGUAUGCUGAACAGCUUGACGAUCAUCUCCAACAAACAAAAGAUCCUAAUAUGGUGUGCUUGAUCUGGUUUGCGAAAAUUGAGUUUUACAAAGGAGAAGUUCAAGUAACCAAUGCAUUUGAUGCAUUACUAAUCCUUUUCAAUCCUGAGUUACCCGAAGCUCUUGCUUUAACAAACGUGUAUGAUUCUAAGCAACUUGACAUACCUUCUUUCUUCUGUCCUUUUUUUGUCAAAGCAACUUGA